AUGUACGCCUACAGCUGGCUGGCGCCCGGGCACGGCGCCUGGCCGCCCCAGCAGCCCCUCGCCUACACCUACCUGCCCGGCCCCCUGCUGCUGCCCUGCAUCCGGGCCCACACCGUCUGCGGCCGGCCUCCGGCCCCGGGCGCCGGCGGCUGGACCGCCCCGCGGGAAUACCACACUUUCCACGGCCCGGGCGCGCCGCCGGGGCCUGCGCCGCUCUGCUGGGCCCUCCCGCCGGCCUCCGCCGCGGCCCUGGCCCCGCCGCUCCCGGCGCCCGGAGACCCGGGAUCGUUGGCACCGGCGCCCGCGGUGACGGCGGCCGCGAGCCGGGCGCCGUGGCCCGAGGGCGGCAGCCUGCGGGCGGAGCUGCGCUGGGGCCGCGUGGAGCGCGCGUGGGGCGCGCGCCUGGCGCUGCCGGACCCGGUGCGCCGCGAGCUGCGGCGCGCGUACGGCACGUUCCCCCGCACCGACGUGCGCGUCACCUUCCGGGGCGGCGAGUUCCUGCUGGAGGCCGCGCCGCGCGUGGGCGAGCCCGAGGUCCGCGCGCGGAGGCGCCCGCCGCGCCCGCCCGCCGGCAGCGGCAGCAGCGACAGCAGCGACGGCAGCGACAGCGCCCCCGCGCGGGGAGCGGCGGAGCGCGGCCGCCGGGAAGCGGGCAAAGGCCGGGGCUGA
Molecule: messenger RNA, 669 nt
Organism: Pipistrellus nathusii (Nathusius's pipistrelle)
Lineage: Eukaryota; Metazoa; Chordata; Mammalia; Chiroptera; Vespertilionidae
Source: the annotation of a GenBank genome assembly